This is a messenger RNA of Neltuma alba, 2088 nucleotides long. Its product is annotated as cytochrome P450 714A1-like. The record is from RefSeq and is a predicted model, not a curated record. Gene Ontology annotation, molecular function: monooxygenase activity; heme binding; oxidoreductase activity, acting on paired donors, with incorporation or reduction of molecular oxygen. Bases 238 to 1809 code for a protein of 523 amino acids. The transcript has 5 exons. NCBI's taxonomy places the organism in Eukaryota, Viridiplantae, Streptophyta, Magnoliopsida, Fabales, Fabaceae.
GCGAAAGCCUGAGCAUCCAUCAGCGAGCUCCCAGACAAGUCACUGCUCAUCAGGGUUCAGGGUUUAUGCACACGCGCUCACAUCCCUCCAACGUCUUCCUUUCCCGUCCAUUUGCACUAAAGAAUCUUCCACCACCCUUACCCUCUUCGCCAUCCUCUCUCCUCCUCUGCAAUCAGUUAACAGCGACGCGUCUGUGAUACUAUCAAGAAGAAGGAGGUGGGCGCGGCGAAGAGAUCGAUGUGGAUGGUGAUGCAGGUGGCUUGGUGGGCGGGCGUGGUGGGGAUGUUGAGCUGGAUAGCGUAUGCGUGCAGGAGGGUGUGGGGGGAAUCGGAGAGGGUGAGGAGGAAGCUGCGAAUGCAGGGGAUCAGAGGUCCUCCUCCUUCCUUCCUCUACGGGAAUCUGCCUCUUAUGCAGAAACUCCAAUCUCAGGCCAAUUCUCCUUCUCUCUCCACCCGCCAUUCCCAUCUAUUCGUCGCUCACGACUACACCUCCAACCUCUUCCCUUACUUCGAGCACUGGCGUGCGCAAUACGGUCCAGUGUACACGUAUUCCACGGGGACGAAGCAGCAUCUUUUUGUGAACGAACCAGAGCUGGUGCGAGAGAUGAACCAGUGUCUCACUCUGGACUUUGGAAAGCCCUCUGAUGUAACCAACAGGCUCGCUCCCUUGCUUGGAAAUGGCAUUUUAAGGGCAAAUGGGCUUAGUUGGGCGCACCAAAGGAAGCUUGUUUCGGCCGAGUUCUUCAUGAACAAAGUUAAGGGUAUGGUGGGGCUUAUGAUCGAAUCAGCUCAGCCUAUGCUAUCAAAAUGGGAGCAGUCAAUUGACGAGGCUGGAUUAUCAUCAGCAGAGGUCGAAGUGGGAGCAGAUUUGAGGGGCUUCUCUGCUGAUGUCAUCUCAAGGGUUUGUUUCGGCCAUUCCUAUUCCAGGGGAAAAGAGGUUUUCUCUAAGCUCAGAACCAUGCAGAAGACCAUGUCCAAGCAGGGUGGCUUCCUUUUCGGCCUCUCUGGCUUUCGGGGCAUGCUUAAUUUGUGGAGAAGGAAGGAAGACGAGAUGGGCAAACUGGAAAGAGAGGUAGAGUCGCUGAUUUGGGAGUUAGUGGAGAAACGCAAGCGACAAGGAUCGUCGGAGAAGGAUCUGAUGCAGUUACUUCUAGAAGCAGCCGAGAGUGAUGAAAGUGUGGGUGAGGACAUGUCCAAGAAAUUCAUAGUGGACAACUGCAAGAACAUUUACUUCGCCGGCCAUGAAACCACCGCCGUCGCCGCCUCUUGGACCUUGAUGCUUCUCGCUUUACACCCUCAAUGGCAAACUGCCAUUGCACAGGAGCUCGCUCAAUUCUGCCCCAGUGGCAUCCCAACUGCAGAUUCUCUCCCCAGCCUCAAGAAGAUGACAAUGGUGAUUCAAGAAGCCCUGCGCUUGUAUCCGCCGGCAGCUUUUGUGUCGAGGGAGGCAUAUGAGGACAUUAAGAUAGGAAACCUGUUGGUUCCGAAAGGGGUUUGUGUGUGGACUCUGAUCCCAAGGUUGCAUAGAGACCCAGACAUAUGGGGAGCAGAUGCUAAUGAGUUCAAGCCAGAAAGGUUCAGCGACGGCGUGUCCAAGGCUUGCAAGUUCCCACAAGCGUACGUGCCCUUUGGAGUGGGUAACCGCUUGUGCUUGGGCAAGAAUUUCGCUCUCGUCCAGUUGAAGGUCGUGCUUGCACUUAUGCUCUCCCGUUUCAGAUUCUCUCUUUCCCCUACUUAUAAGCACUCUCCGGCUUACCGAAUGAUUAUAGAGCCAGGACAUGGCGUGCAUCUCCUCAUUCACAAGACCUGACCUCUCAUGCAGUUACCGGCAGCUGCCUGAAUUUGCAUUGUCCUGUCUAUCCAAUAUAUCUAUAUAUCCAUUUGUAUGUGUGCGUGAGUUGUGCUAUUGUGAUCACUAAAUGCGCAUGUGCAUGAGUGGUGCUUCCUGAUAAGCAAAAAUAAGGGAAUGACAAGCCCAACCCAGCUAACUCAAAAUGAACGCGUACAUCUCCUCCCUCGUCACAAAUAUUUUUUUUUCACUAGGCUUACUGAAGUAAUUCCAGUCGAAAUACUAUUAUUAUUCUAAACU